AUGUCUGGACAGACCGGCCGCGUCCAACUCUAUGUCUACGAUCUGAGCCGGGGUAUGGCCAAGGCUAUGUCCCUUGGGCUCACAGGCAAGCAAAUCGAUGGAAUUUGGCACACCAGCGUAGUCGUCUUUGGCCGUGAAAUCUUCUAUGGCCGUGGUAUUAUGGAGGCGACUCCCGGCACUACUCACCACGGAACCCCUCAGCAGAUUAUUGAUUGCGGCGAGACUCGUGAGUUGCCGCUUGGAUAUUCCCAGCUGACGACAGACAUCGACGAUGAGACAUUCCAAGAGUACCUCUCCUCGGUCUCCGAGCUGUACACUCCAUCCGCUUACCACCUCAUCGACUUCAACUGCAACAACUUCACUGCAGACGUCAUUGGUUUCCUUACAGGUGCCGAGAUUCCCUCCUGGAUCAGCGGCCUUCCCUAUGAGUUCCUCGCCACGCCUCUCGGGCAGAUGCUCAAGCCCCAAAUCGAUGCCAUCUUCGGCGCGUCCAACUCUGCUGAGCACUCGGCCUUCAGCCCCCUCUCUCGAACUCCUGCUCCCGCAACAACCCCUCCCCCAGCACCCAGCUCGGUCAACUCCCAAGACCUUGCGUCGACCCUGCUCCAGGCGUUUGCUUCUCAGGCCGCAGGUGGCGGUGCGUCCGUUGCCAGCGGGUCUGCGGCUCCGCCCAGGACCAACCCGGAAACGACGCCCCUCACGCUCGUGACGUCGCGCACCAACUUCAACUCCAUUCUCUCAAACAACCGCGCCGUCAUUGUCAACUUUACAAACACGGCUGGCUGUCCUCCGUGCCGAGCGAUCAAGCCUGCGUACGAGUCCAUUUCCGAGGAAUACUCAGCGGUGUACGGCCCCAAGGGCACACGGUUCCUGGAAGUCGAGACAGGUGUUGGGGAAGGACAAGGUAUCGCCGGUGACCAUGGAAUCACUGCCACUCCCACGUUCCAGUUCUUCAAGGACGGCAAAAAGGUCGACGAGAUGAAGGGUGCCGACAAACGUGGUCUCGAGUCGCGGGUGGAGGCGUUCCUUGACGACUGCUUCCCCCGUCAUCCGCACCGUCGCCUCUUCCUUCCCGCAACCGAGAGGCUCUCGACCCAGCCGAUCAGCGCGACUGCCACUCCCGCGUAUCCUGCCCUCCUUUCUAAGCUGGGCAGCUUCAACGGCGCCACGCCUGACCACGUCCAGGUGCUCAGCUCCGAGGUGGUGCCCUUCCUCGAGGGCAAGGUGACGCUGAACGACGCCCAACUGCAAGCUCUCGUCUCCAAGUGGACGGCCACCACCAAUGCCCUGCUCCUCACUCUCAAGGCUGCCGAAGCAUUCCCCCUCAUCGACCUCUGGCGUGUGGGUCUAACCAACGCCCGCGUGUCCGCUGCUCUCGGCCUGUUGCUCACGCCCGGCGCAACGGGUGCCGAGCCUUUGGGCCCGAUCCUGUCUCUCACCGCCAACGCUCUCAAGGCGGACACUGCGACCACACCGCGUCCGCUCCUGCUUACUACUCUUCGACUGUCCACCAACCUUCUCGCUCCUCUUCCGCUGGCCAACCUUGUUCUGUCGCCCAGCGCAGCCCUCCAGCCUGAUCUCCUCGCCGUCCUCGUCGACGCUCUCCUCCAUCCGGAAGUGAGCGUCCGCAAGGCCGCUGCCGAUGUAGCUGUCAACGCUGCCGCUUGGCGCCAUCGUGUCGGCAAGGAGCGCGCGAGGGCAGAGGGUGUCGCAGGCGAAGACGACUUUGGAGAAGAAGUGGAGUGGGAGGCCGAGCUGCUCAGCGCCCUGCUUGAGGGCAUCGGACGCGAACAGGACGCCGAUGUUGGCCACCGUCUCCUCGCGGCGUCGGCCCUGAUUAUUUACCUUUCUCCGGGCUACGACAACACCAUCAAGCCCUUCCUGGACGUCCUCGGUGCCCGUGCGACACUCGAAGCGGCAGGCAAGCGCUGGGGUAAACCAGAUGCGCGCAAACUCGCAGAUGAGGUGGCGUUCAAGCUUUGCUAG
Messenger RNA from Apiotrichum porosum, 1986 nucleotides. RefSeq lists its product as uncharacterized. Gene Ontology annotation, molecular function: peptidase activity. The transcript is spliced from 5 exons. Lineage: Eukaryota; Fungi; Basidiomycota; Tremellomycetes; Trichosporonales; Trichosporonaceae. The record is from RefSeq and is a predicted model, not a curated record. The coding region runs from base 1 to 1986 and encodes 661 amino acids. Gene Ontology annotation, biological process: protein modification by small protein removal.